Molecule: messenger RNA, 714 nt
Organism: Arabidopsis thaliana (thale cress)
Lineage: Eukaryota; Viridiplantae; Streptophyta; Magnoliopsida; Brassicales; Brassicaceae
Product: F-box family protein
Exons: 1
Coding region: 1-714 (237 amino acids)
Source: RefSeq, marked reviewed
AUGACAAAACAGAAGCAGUACGUCUCCGACGUAAACUUAACAGUAUGUGGAUCCAAUAAACCGUCUUCAACACCUGGAAAAGACAUAGAAUACUUUGGUCUGAUCCCUGUUGAUCUCUUCAUCAGUAAUAUCUUAUCGAGAUUGCCGCUGAAGUCUAAAGCUAAGUGUCGCUGCGUAUCGAAGCUCUGGUCGUCCAUAAUUCGCCGUCCAAAUUACAACCAGUUGUUCCCGAUCAAGUCCCCAGCUCCGCGGAUCCUUUUCACCAUCGAAUAUGCAGGAAUCUUGUUCUUUUACUCUUCACCUCAGCCUCACAAUCCGGAUGAGAACUCGUCUCUUGUAGCCACCCUUCAUCAGAACACUGGUAACACCAAGUUCUAUGAGAUAUGUGGUCCUGUCUGCGGACGGGUACUGUGUCGUCAGUAUAAUUCAGUUGGGGUGAUUUAUAAUCCCAUCACAGGAGAGUCUUCAAACUUGCCGAAACUAAGUUUAAAGGGGAUUAAUAAGUCAGAGUGGUUAUGUGAUAAAGCAAGAUAUUCUUUUGGGUAUGAUCCAAUCGAGAAACAGCUCAAAGUGUUGUGUAUCACCUGGUUGCGUACUGGCUCAGAGCACUUGUCCAAUGAGUAUCAAGUUCUCACAUUAGGGACUGAAAAUAAAAAAACUCUUUUGGAGAAAGAUUCAAGGUUGUGCAAUUCAUUUUUUUUGGGACAAUACUGA